AUGGAAGUCGUCACAAACUUUAACAAUUCUAUUUCGUGCAAUGAACCCAAUGACAAUACAGCAGAUCAAAGCUUCGAAAAAUUCAUUAUACCAAGCGCAGUACAAUUUUGGACAUUUCUUAUCUUCGAAAUACCUUCACUAGCUUGCACCAUCUUCCUUCUCUACAAUUACCUGGCAAGUUCAAAGCUACGAAAUGCAUUGCAUAAUCAUAUUGUCAUCAUUCUUCUCAUUAUUGUUCUAUGUAUUGAGAUUUUCGACGAUCCACUAUACAUCGAUGCGUACCGCUUCGGUGGAGGAAAGAACUCUUUUACGAUGACGCCUAGUAUUUGUUUGAUGUGGUGGUUCAUUGACUAUGGAUUCUAUGGUGCCAUGUCUGUACUUCUUGCGUGGGGAUCAUUCGAGCGGCAUAUUCUCGUGUUUCAUCACCAUCAGUUGCUUCGGACAAGGAAGCAACGGUUUCUCGUUCAUUAUCUUCCAUUAAUUAUCAUUAUCACGUACACGUUGGUAUUCUAUAUUAUUGUAAUCUUUUUUCCGCCUUGUGAAAAUACCUUCCAGUUUCAGUGGUUAGGAUGUGGCUUUUCGCCGUGCUACGAAGCGGUAUGGUAUUUGAAUGUAUGGGAUUAUCUGGGGAAUGGUAUUUUGUGUACAUUCAUUGAAACUAUAUGUAGUGUUACACUUCUCGUUCGAGUUCUUUCUAAGAAGCGUCGUUUGCACCGACCAAUGUAUUGGCGGAAACAUCGGAAGAUGGCAAUUCAAAUUCUGUCGAUUUCAUUUUUGUCGUUAAUAAUCGUUUUCCCACAGUCGUUAAUCACUGUCAUUCAGCAAAUCGACGAGCCACGUCUGGGUGACUUCGGAGCGGCACUGAACGCAUAUUUAUUCUAUUUGUACAGUUUUGUCGUUUUCCUACUACCAUUUAUCUGUCUUAGCAAUCAAUCUGAAAUUUGGAAAAAGUUGCGCCGAUUUUAUCGCAAGCAUCGUCGAGUGAUUGGACCUGCAACAUUGGAUGUAGCACGUGUACGAUCAAUAGCGAUAAAAGCGCUACGAAAUAUACAAUAA
Adineta ricciae is the source of this 1056-nucleotide messenger RNA. The record is from the annotation of a GenBank genome assembly. Lineage: Eukaryota; Metazoa; Rotifera; Eurotatoria; Adinetida; Adinetidae.